This is a messenger RNA of Trametes versicolor FP-101664 SS1, 1344 nucleotides long. RefSeq lists its product as uncharacterized. The transcript has 3 exons. The record is from RefSeq and is a predicted model, not a curated record. NCBI's taxonomy places the organism in Eukaryota, Fungi, Basidiomycota, Agaricomycetes, Polyporales, Polyporaceae. The coding region runs from base 1 to 1344 and encodes 447 amino acids.
AUGUCUUUGGUCGACGACAGCAACCCGAGCGUGCAGUACGCGUCCGGCUGGAUAUGGGACCAGGGAGUCGCGGAAGUCGACGCGACCCGGCACGGAGCAAACGUCGCGGGACUGAGGGCAUGGCUCUCGUUCACCGUCAGUGUCGUCGGCACGCUGGGACCCUCCGACAAGUACGGGCAGCCGAAGACGACGUACUUGAUCGACGGGCAGGUCGCGGGCUCGUACAGUGCGCCGGUCACGCCCUCGGGGGAGACGCGGUAUAACGUCACGUUCUUCUCGGCGCAGGAUCUUUCUCCGGGGGACCAUAUCGUUCUCAUCAAUAAUACGGAUGGGACGAGCCCGAACACUUUCUGGCUGGACUACUUCCUUAUCGAUCAUUCGCCAAACUCGACGUCAGGUUCAAGCUCUCCGACAAUCACGCCCUCGCCCAACACCGUUUCUGUGUCUCUCCAAACAGUCACGUCUACCAGCGGGACCGCGACCGUUGUAUCGACCGUGAGCGUUACGGUGCCGGUCAAACUACAGCCGGACCCAACAUCUGCCGCGAACACUAGCGGUUCCGGGUCCAGCUCCUCUCAUUCGAAUGCGGGCGUGAUCGCUGGUGCUACAAUCGCUGGUGUCGCGCUGCUGGUCCUCCUCGGCGUCGCGUUUUGGUGGCUUCGACGCCGGCGCCGCUCUGACACCACUCCAGGCACAGUUGCCCCCUUCACACUGCCCCAAGACCCGUUUGUAUCUGGGCACCAGCCCUCGAUGCGAUACUCCACAAACACGGGCGCCACGCUGCCCGUAUCGCCUGCAGGCAGCCACUUCGGCCACAGACCGCCCACCGCGCCUCCCUCCGAAGUCGCGCCCGAGAGCGUCGUGAGCCGUCCCGAGUCCGAUGCGCCGUCCGCGUCGAGCGGGGCCGGCCUGCUGGCGCCUCUGAGGCGCACCGCUUCCCCCCCCAGCCCAUCUGCGCCUGCAUCUUAUAGCCCUUCUCCCGUCUCGGAGAAGAGCCAGAGGACGCGCUCGGACCCUGAUACCCCUUCCCUCGCAUUCUCCUCCCUUCCUGGCACGGGUCCGGAGUCAUCAUACAGCCAAAGCGGGCCUCUGACCCCCGCCUCGCUGGCGUUCUCGUCUACUAGUGGCACGGCGCCACUGAUGCCCCCUGGCGCGCUACCUCCUGGGGCGUGGCACGCGCCGCCGGACUCUCAUGGACGCGCGCAUACGCUCUUGCGCUCGCUGUUCUCACGCGGAAAUCGCGCGGGCCCUCGGAGCGAUGUAUCGGCGGCGCCGAGAGACGUUGACUCGGGAUUGAGGCUGUAUGACAACGUUGUGUUGCCGCCGCCGUAUACGCAGGAGUAA